AUGACACAAAUUGCAAAUGGAGAUCAAAGUGUGGAAAUCUUGAAAGAGUGGUUCAAUAGUCGAAUGACAGAACGCGAAACGUACGAGAGAGAAAAGCAGAUUAAUUAAAUUGAAAGUUAAAUUGCAGGCGACCAAAGCUAAAUUCAAGGCAAAACACACACGAGGGAAAUCACAACAGUUCUCCCAAAUUUCAUAGCGAAGAGACAAAUAUUCAAGCGAAAUUACCUAAAUUAGUCAUCACCAAAUUUAAUGGGACAUUUACUGACUAUAGAAUAGAUUUUGGGGACAAUUUACAGAGUCAAUCAACAAAUCCAGUUUGCCAGCAAUUACCAAAUUUUCAUACUUGAGAGAACUGUUUGAUGACAAGGUCAGGAAAGCUGUACAAGCCCUGCCAUAUUCAGCAGAGGGUUAUAACAGAGCAGUAGCAAUCCUUAAAGAGCGGUACGGAAAAGAACGCGAGAUUGUUAAGGCUUACGUGAAGGAAAUAUUAGAGCUUCCACCAGUUCUGACAGCCAAUGCGAGGAAGAUUCGUGAGUUCUAUGAGAAACUAACAUACGGUGUACAAUCACUCCAGACUAUGAAUAAACUUUCUCAAGUAGACGGUGCAGUAGCGAUGACUCUAGGCAAAUUGCCAGCUAUCAGAGGUGAUCUUGUUCAUAAUGACUCUGACAGGGCCGGAGAAAUGGGACUUCAUACAGCUUACAGAGGCUUUUCGACUUUGGACGAAAAGGAACUCGAUCACUGA
Paramuricea clavata is the source of this 745-nucleotide messenger RNA. Lineage: Eukaryota; Metazoa; Cnidaria; Anthozoa; Malacalcyonacea; Plexauridae. The record is from the annotation of a GenBank genome assembly.